AGUUGAACCUGCCCAUCACUUUAUAGACUCGGGGCUUUCCAAUCCGGGCUCGACUGCCUGUCAUUUCAGAGAGACGCCUUCCCCGAAUAGAUCUCUUCCCUUUUUACUGAUUGCAGAAUUUGAGAGAACAUAGAUUUGAAGAGAAUGGAGGAGCAACAGCAGCAGAGACACGAUGAUACGCUCCUGGAGCGCGCAGGGAGCCAGGACGUUAUCCUCCCAAUAACAACCAACACAAGGGCCUCUAACAGCCGUGCUUUUAAGGUAGCAGGGCUCACAGUGCUGGCGUGUCUUCUCCUAGCCGGCCAGGCCCUCACAACCUACCUGGUCUUCAACCAGAGGGACCAGAUCCAUGGCAUGCAGAAGAGCAAUGACAACAUGCGCAAGCAGCUGAGAAACAGACCACCGGCUGUGGCCCCUGUCAAGAUGCAGACACCCAUGCUCAACAUGGCCCGGCUGAUCGACUUCACCGAUGAGGACGUCAAGACUCCCAUGACGAACCUGGAGGCCACUGCAGUUGCAAUUGUGAGCCUGGAGGAGCAAGUGAAGAAUCUGCUGCAGAACCCCCAGCUGCCCCAGUUCAACGAGACGUUCCUGGCCAACCUGCAGAGCCUGAAGAAACAGGUGGAGGAGACUGAGUGGGAGGGCUUUGAGACCUGGGCGCGUUAUUGGCUGCUCUUCCAGAUGGCCCAGGAGAAGCCCCCUGUUCUCCCCACACCUCAGCCAGAUGAGUAAACCACAGCUCAACCACAGCACCUGAUGGCCUUCUUCACCAAGUGUCCUCUCCUAUAUCUCACCCCUCCCCUCAAAAAAAAAAUACCAUUUUCCUUCUGUCUAUCUCACUCUUCCUUUAUCAUCAUAUAGCUAAGUUACCUGGAAGGCAAACCGAUCAAUGUUCUCUUUUGAUUUCUGGAUGAUUUGCCUUUGGACAGCAUAUAAGGCUUAAACUAUUCAAAUGUUAUCUUGUGAGCUCAGCUAUGUUAAGCAUUGCUAGAGAUAUACAUAUGAAGUGUAUGUUACAUUUUACUCCAUGCGCACAACACCCAAACUUUCCCAUCCCCAAACCCUGACCCUCUGACCCUACUCCUGUCAAUAUUUACCCCUAGUCCCUUACCUUGGUCCUCCAAACAUACCCCUCUAAUGGGGGCUAGCCCCACCUGUUUUUUUUCAUCUGCCUCUCCCCAUAGAUUGCCAUAUCGGCUUUGUUUGAAAGGCUUACUGUCUAUAUAAUAUAACAUAGAUUAACAUCUAUUUGUCCAUCUCUUUAAUGCAUGCUUUUACUAUUAUGAAUGAGGAUCUGGGGAAGUGUUUCUACCAAGAGAUGUGAACCAGACAGAAUUAAUAAAGUAUGUUGUUUCCUACUGGAA
Oncorhynchus kisutch (coho salmon) is the source of this 1364-nucleotide messenger RNA. Its product is annotated as HLA class II histocompatibility antigen gamma chain-like. Gene Ontology annotation, biological process: intracellular protein transport; immune response; protein trimerization. Gene Ontology annotation, molecular function: MHC class II protein binding; macrophage migration inhibitory factor binding. The record is from RefSeq and is a predicted model, not a curated record. Lineage: Eukaryota; Metazoa; Chordata; Actinopteri; Salmoniformes; Salmonidae. Gene Ontology annotation, cellular component: membrane. Bases 145 to 732 code for a protein of 195 amino acids. The transcript has 7 exons.